Messenger RNA from Sycon ciliatum, 4669 nucleotides. Its product is annotated as protein bicaudal C homolog 1-like. NCBI's taxonomy places the organism in Eukaryota, Metazoa, Porifera, Calcarea, Leucosolenida, Sycettidae. Gene Ontology annotation, cellular component: cytoplasm. The transcript has a single exon. Gene Ontology annotation, molecular function: protein binding; RNA binding. Bases 484 to 3897 code for a protein of 1137 amino acids. The record is from RefSeq and is a predicted model, not a curated record.
UCGCAUCCAGCAGUGUUCCGAGCAUGUCACCUGUCUAGCUCGUAUCCAUGUCCAUGAUGCACAGGCGCUGGCAGAUUGUAGCUCACACGGCCACGAAGGACAAUCAAUCCUCGCUACAUCGUCCGAACAUACCGUAUACUGGUAUACUGCUGGGCAGUCUGGAAAACGAUGACAUUUCGAGAACACAUUGUAAUUUAUUCAAUGCAAACGACUUGACUGUUUGUUUGUCUUUCGACAAUUCUUUCUCCACAGUCCGAAUAGCCGGCACGUUGAAGGAAGCUGAAAUCCAAUCGAUCCUCUUCGUUGUGUCCGACUUGCCAGUAUUCAUUGUGUCCUCGCAAGCGGUGCGUUUCGGUUUAUUGAUACACGAUUUAGAAGUACAUGUAGUCCUGCUAUCAGUAUCACUGCUACCUGCGUGUACUACUAGUAGUAGUACUACCACCAGGCACCACUGUUGUUGUUGUAUCUGCUGUGACGACUAGAAUGGCGAGUAGCAGCUCGCUACCACCACCACUGCAAGCAGCAGGAGGAAAUCGCAGUGAGAUAGCUGGUGAACACGGACUGCACACUCACGCAUUGGUAUCUGGUAUGGGUGGUGGUGAUGGCGAAGGUGGUGGUGGGCAGGAUGGCCAGGCGGAGGAGAGGUUCCGAGUUGACCGCCGCAAACUGGAGAUGAUGAUUGCCAACUCUGCGACCGGUGCGCACGAUAGGAGUCGUAUGCCUUGGAAAGGAGGAGGCGGUUAUGGCGAAGCAGCGGCCACAGUAGCAGCGACGACGGAAGAAAGCGGCGAGCAAUUCUUCCAGAGAAUAAUGAAGCAGACUAACACUAUCAUCACUUGGCCAUGCAAGCUGAAGAUCGGGGCAAAGUCCAAGAAAGAUCCACAUGUGAAGGUGCGAGGCGCUGCCAGCGAUGUAGCACGUGCUAAGGAGCUGAUUGUAGCAGUGCUAGACACCAAGGCCAGUCGAGUAGCGCUGAAAAUGGACGUGCCUCACACGGAGCAUUCACAUGUUAUUGGAAAGGGUGGCGCGAACAUCAGGUCAAUCAUGGAGGAGACCAACUGCCACAUUCACUUCCCAGAUUGCAGUGGCAGUGAGCGGCGUGCAUACGCGGAGAAGAGCAGCCAGGUCUCCAUCACCGGUCAGCCAGAGUGUGUGGACAUUGCUCGCCAGCGGAUACGUGCCAUCCUGCCGCUUGUGUUCUCUUUCGAACUGCCGCCGGACACCGACCCGGACUCCACAGCUCCUCACAUACAGCAGAUUCUGACGGCACACAACGUGAGCAUCUCAUUUCGCACGCGAUCGCGUUCCUCCGUCCUAUUCUGCCAGGUACGCGGUUGCCAGUACCAGGAGAGGGACGUGGUGGACGCUACUGAAAAGCUCUGGGAGCAAUGGAAAGGGCCGACGGCAGACUGUGCUGGCAAGCCACUGGUGCUGGUCACGUCAACAAUGGAUGUGGCACCACAGCACCACUCUGCAUUGCGUGGCCGAUCCAACAGCAACUACAAGCAGAUCGAGAAAGAGACCGGUGUCCACGUGGUCUUCCCGUCGUCCGGCACUUCGUCCAGCAUCAUGCUGAGCGGCAAUGCUAUGGCUGUGUGCACGGCGCGGCGCAUGUUCAUUGACCACCUGCCCUUGCUGCUCAUGUUUGAUGUGCCGGAAGAGAAGGGACUGAGCGCAUCCGCUCUGUCCUCCAUUGCCGACUCUUUGGCUGAAAACUCCGACGUGCACGUUUCCAUAACGCCCAAAGCUAAGCAGACCAGCCACAGUGUCAAGAUCAAGGGUAGCGAGGGCAAGGCACAGCAGCUGUAUGACGCACGCCGGGCAUUGCUACAGCUGGACCGCAAGUCUUCUGCGCAGAGCCCACUGCGCAAGCUCACCAGCAGUCAGCUGCUGCAGAGUCUGCAGGCGCAGCCAUUGGCCGACGCAGGCAACUCGGUCGACCUACGGCCGGCCGCAGGAUCACUGUCACUGAGCUGGUCUGCUCAGCAACUACAAAUGGAAAGUAGCAAUCGCAGCAAUAGUAGUCAAACGGCGGCUGACCUCCAGCCCUUCCAGUUCCAGAGAGGUUUCAAUGAGGACAUUUUUAGAUCAGACAAUGGAGAUCGGCUUGCUCUGGGUAGCCUACCCUCGGCUACUAGUUUGAAAAUAUCGGGGCUGUCGGAUAGUUUCGGACAUUCGUCGGAUAAUGGAGAGCAUGGUGCUUCAUCGUCAGCUCACAGAGGACCUCCGCCGGGCAUUCACACACCACCGCGAUUUUCACCCCGCCGCACACCAUCAGAGUCGCCGGCCAAACCAGCUACUAGUACAGCACUUACUGGAAGUGCCUUGAACAACUCUGCUGGCCGCCGCACUAUGAUGGAUGCCCUGGCGAAGCUACCCCAAGCUAAAGACCAGCACGCCAUGGUGAAGAGCUCAUCCUUGGAUUCACAACUCUCAUCCAAGUUCUCAGCGGCGGCCGGUCAAGGCACUCAUCCGGCAACGCGACUGCAGGCCGCUGUUGACCGAGGUACCGCACUGAGCCGCCAGAGCCAGCAGCAAUCUGUCACUGCCCUCUCAUCUUCCAGUACGCAGUCAGCUACUAUGCUGGAGACAGUGACCGGAUCAAGUAACGUCAACACUGUGCCAGCUGACUACGAUGUCCUGAGACAAAAGGCGGCCAAAGCCAUACAAGAAGGCAGACACUUGACAACGGAGGUCGUACGAACUCCUACAGACCUAUGGACUGGACAUGGCUUUAGUAAAUCCUCCCCGGAGCAUGUGCUGCGUGAACAGCUGGCACAGCAGCCAAAGUUUAACCCCAGCAUGGCGACAAUGUACGAAACCGAGAAUGUCACUGGCAUGACAACGAUGUACGAGGCUGAUGAUGGAACUGCAGCUGGUUCUGCUCUUGGGGAUGGUAAAGAUGGAGGUGGAGACCAGCAGGAGGUAGACGAACUGAUGCCGGGAUCCAUACCGGUGCCUACUGACUCUACAGUCAAGCAGUCUCAUUUCCAUCCCACAAGUUCAGCACAACAGAUUCCGACAAAGACCCAAGCCGCUAUGACGGCAUCCUUUGGCUCUAUUGGCGACUCCCCGUCGAAAAACCGACCUCUUAACCAGACGGAAGUCAACUGGUCAUUGUGGCAGACAUGGCAGCGAACAGCAGAUCAGGCAGAAACAGGAGCAGCCGGCAAGCCUGAAAGCAAAGCACCGGCGGCUGGAAGCACGUUUUGGAGUGCAGAGCAGGUGCGCGACUUGUCCAGUCUGCUAAGCCUCCUUGAUCUAAAAAAGUACCAAGCGACGUUUGAUGAGCAGGAAGUCGACCUUCCGAUAUUCUUGACACUUAAUGAAGCCGACCUGAAGGACAUCGGCAUUGGUACAUUUGGUGCACGGCGCAGGAUGAUGCUGGCUAUCAAUGAACUAAAGCAAGUUUAUCAGCAGCAAAUGGAGAGCAGGUCAGCCAGUGCCAUUGCUACUGCCACUGACGUAACCACCACAACUGCCGCCGCUGCUGCUGCACGUUGGCCCAGCAGCAGGCCAGCCAGUACAACCCAGCAGCACCAUCAGCAGCAGCACUAUACGCACAUUGGCGGCCGACAGUUCAUGCAGCAUCGCCUGGCCGAGCGGUUGGCUCCACUGCAGCCACCGCACACCAGCAGCUCGGGGACAAGUGGCAGUGGUGCCAGCAUCAGUGCGCCAAGCAGUGACUGCAGCAACAGCGAAGGAAGCGCUGGCGGUGUCCUGCAGGACUACCUCAAGUCCUCAACGGGACACAUGCCGUUCACCAGUGGCAAUACCAUUGCACCGACUGGUAGCGGUGGUGGUGGUGGUAAGCCCGCGGAGGUUCAUACUGUGUCACUGUCACAUAGUGGAGGCGGGAAAAGUUCUUUCCCUGUUUCACAGUCUACUCACUGGUAAGCAGCUGGACUGCUGCUACAGUACUUUGCUGCUGAUAGAGUGUGCUAGAUUACUGCCACUUUCUCCUUCCUUUCUUCCUUCUGCUCUUCUUUUCCCCUCCUUGAUAUGCCCGUGCUUUGUUACUGGCAUGCCACUGAAGCUAACUCUGUUACGUCAAGAUUCAUUCCAAAGACAUGGGGGGGGGGGGGGUCCAAACAGUAUCUCUAGUCUCCCAUUUUUAUUAUUAUUGUGUGCGCGUGGCAAAUUUAGGCACAGUGUUUCAAAUCUCUUAUCAAUGUUACGAUACUUGGUCCAGGUAGAACUAAUUUCUUGCUUCUGUGCAUACUGCGAGAAGUGCCCUGUGUCGCACUAUAUACCGGUACUAUUACUAUAUUUUUCACUACUGCACUUUCUUUGCCUGUGACCUUGUGCAAUACCUAGUAUUGAAGCCCUAUUCUUCAGAGCUAAGCAUGCACACUACAAAUAUUCCUUGUAGCCGUGUGUUCUCGUGCCUGCCAUCAUGUUGUCAUGGCAGUGUUCACACUGAUAUCCUUUUACCUAGCUCAGCCCGGCCUGCAUUGCUAUACUGAACUGUGAAAUGAGCCCCCGUGUACGGGAUACUUGCUAUCAACCAUGCAGCCACAACACGUACUAAUUUGAACUUCAAUCCCAGCAGAAUAGCAAGCGUCCGCUGUGUUUGUGGCACUGUUGCCGAGGUGGAGUAUACCCACCCACAGUAUGAUUGUACAGUUGCGCUCGGUGAAAUCUGACCCAUACUGGGUCAUAGUGCUUA